Messenger RNA from Morus notabilis, 2627 nucleotides. Its product is annotated as two-component response regulator ARR12. Gene Ontology annotation, molecular function: DNA-binding transcription factor activity; DNA binding. The record is from RefSeq and is a predicted model, not a curated record. NCBI's taxonomy places the organism in Eukaryota, Viridiplantae, Streptophyta, Magnoliopsida, Rosales, Moraceae. Bases 355 to 2379 code for a protein of 674 amino acids. Gene Ontology annotation, biological process: phosphorelay signal transduction system; cytokinin-activated signaling pathway. The transcript has 6 exons.
UUUACAGUCCAACAUACGUAGAUUAGAUUCCAUCUCUUUUCCUUCUUUCUCUCUCCACUGUCUUAGAGAGAGAGAGAGAGAGAGAGACAGACAGACAGAAAAAGGAAGAACUAAAUUUUAAUUUAAUUGUAUUCCAUGUUUCCCAAAUCGCAUUCCUUGAUCAACUCCCUCUUUCCAUAAUAGCUCCCCAUUAAUUCUCCUCCAAAAUCCUUCUUCAAAUUAACUCCCCCGUAUCUCUUUCGCUUUUUAUGGACUCUUGGUUUCGUUUAAAGCCAUAGAAACAGAGACCUUCUUUUCCAUUCAAACCGUGCCAGUUCAAGACUUUUUUUUUUUUUCCGUUUUUGCUCGGGAAAAAUGACCGUUGAGCAGAGAAAUGAUGACCCCAGAGAUCAGUUUCCCAUUGGAAUGCGUGUUCUCGCCGUCGACGACGACCCCACUUGUCUAUUGCUUCUCGAAACUCUUCUCCGUCGAUGCCAAUAUCACGUUACAACGACUAGCCAGGCAAUCACGGCAUUGAAUAUGUUGAGAGAAGAUAAAAACAGGUUUGACCUGGUUAUCAGUGAUGUGCAUAUGCCAGACAUGGAUGGAUUUAAGCUGCUUGAGCUUGUGGGGCUUGAGAUGGACCUUCCUGUUAUAAUGUUGUCCGCAAAUGGGGAUACCAGGCUUGUGAUGAAGGGAAUCACUCAUGGAGCUUGUGAUUAUUUGCUUAAACCCAUUCGAAUCGAGGAGCUGAAGAACAUCUGGCAACAUGUGAUUAGGAGGAAGAAGUUUGAUUCUACGAACCAAAAAACAUCCGGGAAUCAGGACAGGUCUAAUGAUGGGGGUGGUGAGGGAGAAUUGGUGUCAGCAGGGACAGGAAAUUCAGAUCACAGUGGGAAGGUCAACAAGAAACGUAAGGACCAGAAUGAAGAUGAUGAUGAGGACCCUGACGAGAAUGGACAUGAUAAUGACGACCCAUCGACUCAAAAGAAGCCUCGAGUUGUUUGGUCUGUCGAGCUGCAUCGCAAGUUUGUGGCAGCUGUUAAUCAAUUGGGCAUUGACAAAGCUGUACCUAAAAAGAUUCUAGAUUUGAUGAAUGUUGAGAAGCUUACGAGAGAAAAUGUGGCAAGCCAUCUCCAGAAAUAUAGGCUUUAUCUUAAAAGAAUCAGCUGUGUGGCAAACCAACAAGCUAAUAUGGUGGUAGCCUUGAGCAGUUCGGAUUCUUCUUAUUUGCACAUGAAUUCUAUGAAUGGACUUGGAAAUUUCAAUCCACUAACUGGAUCAAUGCAGUUCCAAAACCCUGCUUUCAGAUCCUUCCCACCUGGCGGGAUGAUUGGAAGAUUGAACACGCCUUCUGGUCUGGGCCUGCGUGGUCUUCCUUCUUCAGGAAUGAUUCAAUUGGGCCACGCUCAAACUUCGGGCAAUUCGAACAAUCAAGUGAAAUUCCAACCCGUCACACUCCAAGGAAACAAUAAUGGGAGCAUACUUCCAGGAAUCCCAAUGCCAUAUGAACUUGAUCAACAACGCAAUAAGGGUCUUCACAUUGGAGACCUUUCCACCACUAUCGAUGAUACUGCAGUUUUCCCUCUUUCCAACAGUCUUCCUGAUGUGAAAAUAGCAACCGGUAAUGGCUCAAAUAAUGUUAUUAGUGUCACAAACAACAUGUUGAUGCUAGGACACUGCCAAGACGCCCAAGCUGGAAGAGAAUUUGGAAAUCACUCCUCUGUCUCAGUGGCCCCCUUAAAACCUGAAUUUUGUUCCCCUUUGCAAGAUCCUGGUAGAUGCAAUGAAAAUUGGGCGAAUUCUGUUCAGCCAUCUGGGUUCCAAUCGAAUUCUUUUCCAUUAAACGACCGACAGAAGCACGCUGCUCUUCAUCGUAGCAGCUCAAGGGAUAACAUGUCUGUGAUGGCCUCACAAAUUGGUGUCAACCAAUUUGAUGCUUCUUCCAUAGCUUCGGCCUCUUUUCGGCCUGACAAUUCGCUAUCAGAUUCCCAAUCUUCCAUGAUUCAGGGGUGGGGUAACCUCCAUAAGCAAGAUUCUUCGUGCCGUCCAAAUCUCAUGUCCAGCUCAAUGAACUCUUUGGUUCCUGUUAAUGGUGGUUUGGGUCCUUUGGAACAGGGUUUGGACUUAAAGAACCCCAUGUACCACAGAAACAUGGAUUUCGAUUCAAUGGGACAACCAAAUUAUGUUGAUCCCUUGAUGGUGAAGUAUGAAGAGGUUGAAAAGUCAACCAUGGAGACGUUGAAACUAAAGCAAGCGUAUCUCAUGGACCAACAGAGGCCACAGGGCAGUUACAUGUCCAAUAACUUUGACCCUUUGGGAGAUGUUGUGAGUGCUAUGAUGAAACAGGAACAAGAUAAGGCCGAAGGAGAAUUCGAUGCUUAUCCUCUUCGGGUGUAAGGAGACAAAUUAAAUGAAGAUUUUCUUUACAAGCUAGAUGGAUUCGCAAUGGAACUACGCCGUGUAAAUUUUACAGCAUUUUGACUCUGUAUGAUCCACUUUUGUCCCCUUUUUUAUUAUUUAUUACUAGCUAGCAAGUUAGCAAGAGUCACUCAGCUUCCUUUUCUCUAGUUUAAGCGCAGGAUUAGUCAGCUUGCACAAUUGUUUGAGGGAUAUAUUAUUAAUAAAGGUAUUUUCUUUUCAAGAUA